GCAGCCCCAGGACUGAGAACCAGCCUCCUGCUGGAAUGAAACCACAUUCCAGGGCGAUUAUGCAAUAAAAAAAAAAGAACAAGUAUUAUCUACAAGCAAUAAAAGCAACCGUUUCAAACUAAAUGAGUGUGUGAGUGUGUGUGUGUGUGUGUGUGUAUCUGCAUCAGCGUGUGUUUGUCAUCCCCUUUUCUGCCAGUGUGUCUGUCUGUAGGAACACGCCCCGAGGAGCUGUGGAGGGAAGUCGAGGGAAUAAGGAAAUUGCGGAAGAAAUUCCUCGGCACUUUGGUUUGGCGGCUUCCUUCAUCGCAGGGAGGGAGCGGCACACAAGAAAGGCACAGAAAGAUACAAAAAGACACAAAAAGAUACAACAAAGAUACAAAAAAGAAACAAGACAGAUACAGCAAAGAUACAAAAAGACAGAAGAAAGAGGAUCAAAGGCUGGAAACGGGCAGUUCGCAGCUUUUCAAGUGAAAAAGAUGGAGUCGGCCAUUUCGACGAUAGUGAAGGUCUACAUGAAAUCAUCCAAGGGCAAGGGAAGCCUGGGAGACAAGGACUUCCAGAAACUCGUCAAGUCUCAGCUGAGCAACAUCAUGAUGGGCACCGAGAACUCGGAGGCCAUUAAAGAGAUGCGCAAGGGACUGGAUGCCAACCAGGAUAACAAGGUCAGCUUUGAGGAAUUCAUGCAGUUGAUGGGCUACCUGGCCAACGCCCUGAGCCAACAACGCACCCUUGGCAAGGAAGCGGUGCAAGAAGAGGAACAGGAGGCAGCCCCGUAGAUGGCCAAACGCAUACACAGUAUACUUGCAGCAUUCCGAAUGAAUACACACACACACACACACACACACACACACAUUCACUCGACACAUCACUCGUUAUGCACACACACCACGAGACCCAUCCCUCAGCGUAAGCACAGACAGCGGGACACACUGCAUGCAGUGCGUACACCUUGAGACUCAAAACUCACUCGAGGGUGCGCUUUACGACCAUACGCCCCGCAACCCACCACAGUAAACUAGGGUACACCGCACAGCGCGUUCAACUAACAAACUGAUAAACACACUUCAUUCUGGUCUCCGCCACGACACAAGGCAGCUUGCAGCGUACACUUCCACUUCCUUCUCGUAUUAUCGAAUAAUCACCGCGUACGGCAAUACCUUAAACAUUCUUUACCGCUUUGUAAUAAUCCCAUAUCACCAUGUUAUUUUACUCCCUAUACUGCACAAUAUUGAGCGGCUCCUGAGGUUUUACGGGACGCACUUCUAUCGAUACUUGCAUGGCUGUUUUUAUAAUCUGCAGGCAUUAGUUUGAUCACCCUUACGGCCGCAGCUACAUUCUCGCACCAGUGUGGCGAUUGCUUUGGAGUCCACACCUGGGCAACUACCUGCUGGCAAUGCUGGCGUUGACUUCUGCAUGGCUAGAGCCACCUUGUGCCACCACCCCCAUUGACACCUGUGUGGCUGCAAACACCUGCUGACAGCCCCACCGUUGACACAAGUGUGUACGCGUCAACCUGACGGUACACCCUGCGCACUUUUAGACGCCUUUCAAUUAGCCGCGGGUGAAGACUCGGAAUAUCAGGUGUAUGACAUCCCAUCCACGUAAGGGACUGUGGUAAAUUAUUCAAAAGAGAGAUGGAAUGAACACCAGGAACCCCAUGUCCUGCAGACCUGGGUAUGCCUUCAUGUACUGGGAUUUGAUGCCAGGACGUGUCCGCCUUGCUUCAGGGCUGACACACAUUCUCCCAUCAGCUACCGGCCCCUAGAGACCCAGUCACAGAGCACAUCUGAGCGAAACAUGAUGCUUUAGAGGACCACCUAUACCACACCUGUACGGGUCGGGUGACACUUAGAAAACUGGACAUGCACCCAUCAAGUUGCACAUUCAAGUCCAUGGAUGAGCCUGCAGUUGUACCUGUGCGAAAAGCACUAAACCUGUACUCUUACAGAUUGAUAUCCUAGUAAACGGAUACCAAGUGUAAAAGUAUGAAAUAAUAACCUGAGCCUUCCAAGCAAAUAAACAACGAUUCUGGGAUUGA
Molecule: messenger RNA, 2038 nt
Organism: Scleropages formosus (Asian bonytongue)
Lineage: Eukaryota; Metazoa; Chordata; Actinopteri; Osteoglossiformes; Osteoglossidae
Product: protein S100-A9-like
Exons: 3
Coding region: 477-776 (99 amino acids)
Cellular component (GO): perinuclear region of cytoplasm
Molecular function (GO): calcium ion binding; calcium-dependent protein binding
Source: RefSeq, a predicted model, not a curated record